Pseudopipra pipra is the source of this 2242-nucleotide messenger RNA. RefSeq names its product RAS related 2 (gene RRAS2). Bases 266 to 877 code for a protein of 203 amino acids. NCBI's taxonomy places the organism in Eukaryota, Metazoa, Chordata, Aves, Passeriformes, Pipridae. The record is from RefSeq and is a predicted model, not a curated record. Gene Ontology annotation, molecular function: GTPase activity; GDP binding; GTP binding. Gene Ontology annotation, biological process: Ras protein signal transduction. The transcript has 6 exons. Gene Ontology annotation, cellular component: plasma membrane.
GCCCCCGGCGGCCAUUAGUGGCGCGGCGCCGUGGCUGCGGGGGCGGGCGGUGCUGUGCGCUCUGCUCCGCUCCGCUCGGCGCUGCCGCUGCUCCGCUCGGCGGGGCGGCCGCUGCUCCUCUGCUGCUGCCGCUGCUCGGGGCGGCGGGGCCUGCGGCUGCUCAGCCCGAGGAGGAGGAGAAGGAGAGCGGCGGGGAGAGAGGCAGGCGCCGGACCCCGCGGCGGCGGCGGCGGCGCUGCCGCGAUCGGCUGCGCUCGGCUCCCCCAUGGCCGCGGGCUGCAGGGACGGCCCGGGGCAGGAGAAGUACCGGCUGGUGGUGGUGGGCGGCGGCGGCGUGGGCAAGUCGGCGCUCACCAUCCAGUUCAUCCAGUCCUACUUUGUUACGGAUUAUGACCCAACGAUUGAAGACUCCUACACCAAGCAAUGUGUGAUAGACGAGAGAGCUGCACGCUUGGACAUUCUGGAUACAGCAGGACAAGAAGAAUUUGGAGCGAUGCGUGAACAGUACAUGAGGACAGGGGAGGGUUUUCUGCUUGUUUUCUCAGUCACAGAUAGAGGAAGUUUUGAAGAAAUUUAUAAGUUUCAGAGACAAAUCCUUAGAGUGAAAGAUCGUGAUGAGUUUCCUAUGAUUCUAGUUGGCAAUAAAGCAGAUUUGGACCACCAAAGACAGGUGACACAAGAGGAAGGCCAGCAGCUAGCACGGCAACUUAAAGUAACCUACAUGGAAGCCUCAGCAAAAAUCAGAUUGAAUGUAGACCAAGCUUUUCAUGAACUUGUCAGAGUUAUAAGGAAAUUUCAGGAACAAGAGUGCCCUCCUUCACCAGAGCCAACACGGAAAGAAAAAGACAAGAAAGGCUGCCAUUGUGUUAUUUUCUGAGAAUCCCAAGAACCAAGCUAUCAACUGCCAGAUUAUUUUUUUUCUUUCCAUCAUUUUUACAUCACUUCUGGUAUUGGUCUAGCCUUAUUAUGUGCAUGUCCUAAAAGUGGUCACCAGAAUAGCCUUAGUCCAAGAAGCUGGCAGAAUAGUUCUUGAAGAAGACUCGGUCAUCCUGGGGCAGACUUCAAACCAAAACACUAAGGCUGCUUCUCUAAUACCACAGUUCCUUCCUUCUCUCCCUUCAGAGCUUGCACCUUGUGGAGUUUUAUUCGCAAAGGAGAUGAAACAAAACCGUGUAGGACAAGGUGUUGAAGUGAUGCAUAAGUUGUCUCUUGUGAAUUAAUUUAUUUUUACUUCUGACAUUUCAUUAGCUAUUAUAGAGACCUAUAUUGAAGUACAGAGAAUACUUUUUAAAAAGGGGGUGGAUUGGCUUUUUUUUUUUCCCUCAGUUAAAUUAGACUUGAGUAUUCAGCUAGCCUUAAGAAACCUACACUGAAUUUCAUUGUCAGCUAAAAUUUUCAUCUCUCAUUUAUGCUGCAGUUUUAUUUUGGUGGCCAAAACAGUCUACUGUAUUUAUUUUAUGAAUCCAGAACAGCUACAGGAUGAUUACUGCUACUAUUAGGAUAUGGCCAAAUACCUGAGCUCAUUCUGGAUUGAGGCAUUUCAGCUUAAGAAAUUUCACAUUAUGUUUGAAAACAAAUUGUGUCUUCCUUUGUAUUUCUGGGUAAGGGAUUAAGGAAAACUAAAUUGUAGCUGUUUUUGUUUCAUGUGAUAUAAAAUUGAAUUUGAUCUUUCCAUUGUCAGAGAUGAUUAAAUGUUUUUGCUAUAUACUUUUAUACAUUAUUUUCUUAUCAAACUAGUUAACAAGUAUUUUUAUAUGUUUGUAAGCAAAUAUGCUUUCACAGCAUAACUUGUGUAUAUGUAAAGAUGAGUAUUUAAUUCUCACAGUUCACUUUUAACUGACAAAAUGUGGGAUUUGCCAAACUGUGGUAAACUACUCCUUACCUUUCCGGUUAUACCCAAGAAUGGCCAAUUAUGUGCCUGCCCAGCACACCCAUAGAGUAAAAUCUAGUGUUGUCUUUUAAUGAAUUUCAGUAUCCCUUACUAAAGACUGACCAUUAUGUGAAUUAUUAAACUGUAAGACUUUUAACUGAUUGUUUAGUUAAACUGUGGAUGGUUGUUUAAUUUUGAGUUCUGUGGAUUGUGUUUAAACAAUUCAAGAGUAUGGUCCCUGAUAUUGAAAUACUGAGUGGUAUUGCACAGUUGUCACCUUACUGAAUGUGUCCAACAGUUCUUUGAAACUUGAUUAUUAAGCAAACCCUUGUAUAACUUCAGGUGCUAGAAUUAAAGAUGAUCUAACCAUUA